Molecule: messenger RNA, 2162 nt
Organism: Frankliniella occidentalis (western flower thrips)
Lineage: Eukaryota; Metazoa; Arthropoda; Insecta; Thysanoptera; Thripidae
Product: protein fem-1 homolog CG6966
Exons: 9
Coding region: 119-2053 (644 amino acids)
Molecular function (GO): protein binding
Source: RefSeq, a predicted model, not a curated record
GUUGUUGUCAGUACAAUAAUCGUUAGUUGUUCCGUCACAGCUGCUGAGAAGAGAGCUGUGCGGAGCUGAACUACGUUGUGUGAUCCUCCGAUGCUGUUAGUGUGACAAUUAUGCAAAAAUGGAUAUCAAAUUCGUCGUGUUUUACGCCGCGAGGGACGGCAAUCUACGACGUCUGAAGGGAUUUAUCGGCGACAACGUCACGCAGGAUGAGAUCCCUUCCUUGGUGUCGGCCAAGAUCAACGGUGCCACUCCUCUAAUCAUGGCGUGCAGGAAUGGGCACUAUGAUGUGGCCGACUACCUCAUUGAGCAUUGUCACGCGGACAUCGAACAGCGAGGAUCAGUCGUGUUUGACGGGGAGACCAUUGAAGGUGCCCCUCCCCUGUGGUGCGCGGCGGCGGCCGGUCACUAUCCGCUGGUGAAGCUGCUGCUGAGCCACGGGGCGCGAGUCAACAGCACGACCCGCACCAACUCAACGCCGCUCAGGGCCGCCUGCUACGACGGCCACUACGAGAUCGUCAAGCUGCUCAUCGACCAUAGAGCGGACUUUGAAAUUCCAAAUCGGCAUGGGCAUACCUGCUUGAUGAUAGCGUGUUAUAAAGGGCACAAGCGAAUCGCACAUUACUUGGUGUCACUCGGAGCAGAUGUCAACAGGCGCAGUGUGAAAGGAAACACAGCCCUUCACGACUGUGCUGAAUCCGGAUCCCUGGAUGUUCUAAAAUUACUUUUAAAGAAUAAUGCAAAAAUGGAUGUGGACUCCUAUGGAAUGACUCCUCUUCUAGCUGCUAGUGUCACAGGACAUGCACAUAUUGUUGAGUACUUAAUCAAGCAAGAAAAUCUAGUAUCACAAAAGGAGAAGGUUGAUGCUCUUGAACUUCUUGGAGCUACUUAUGUUGAUAAGAAGAGGGAUAUGGUGGGAGCACUGAAUUAUUGGAAAUUAGCAAUGGAUGAAAGGUACAAUGGAAAGAUUGAGUUGCCAAAGCCUUUCCAAAAAACCACUGUUGAAGCCUAUGACCAUGUGAAAGAAAUAAGAGAUCCCCAACACUUAGAAGACCUUCUCUCUGAUCCAGAUGAAAUGAGAAUGCAAGCUCUCGUUAUUAGAGAACGUAUUCUUGGACCAGCCCAUCCUGACACUUCAUAUUAUGUUCGAUUUCGAGGUGCUUUCUAUGCUGACGCAGGACAGUUUGGCCGUUGUGUUUCUUUAUGGACCUAUGCGUUAGAUAUGCAGCAAAAAAUGCUUGAACCUCUUAAUCCAAUGACUCAGAGUUCUUUCUUUUCCUUUACCGAAUUAUUUUCAUAUAUGAUGGGAGAAGAAGGCAGAGUGCCUACCAGAGGAAGACGGGUCCCUCCAGUCAUGUUUUAUGACCUUAUGACUGUUUUUGAUAAGGCUGUGAAAGAAAUAGAAAUGGGGAUUGCUUUAGUGGAAAAACUCCCAGCUGCAGAACGGGACUUGACAUACUUACAUCGAGUCAUAGUAAUUUGCCUCCAUCUUGGUUGUUUGCUGACAAAAGUUUUGCCGCAAGUAACAGAAGAAGAAUCUUAUCACUUGCAUAAAUCUGCAUAUAGAUUAGUUAAAUUAGGAGUGCGAGGUCGCACUGGUCGCACUGUGUUGCACCUUGCUUGUGCACGGGAUUCAGCUCUUGUAGGAAGAUAUCCAGCUUGCCAUUUCCCCAGUACAAGUUUGGCAGAUCUCUUAUUGAAGGUUGGAGCUGAUCCUAAUGCCAGGGAUGAUGAGGGCAACACUCCUUUACAUAUUGCAGCAUCUUGCUCACAUCUUACAUCCUAUUCAGCAGAUCUUCCUAGGCUUCUCCUUAAGCAUGGUGCUCACUUGGAUUCUGUCAAUGAUGAGGGCAGAACAUUUGAAGAUUUGUGGACAGAAUGGGGACAUCCCAUUCAUGCAAUUGUUAAUCCUGUGCCAUAUACCCGUCUUACAUGCCUAGCUGCACGUGUAAUCCAAAACCACAAAUUAGACUAUGUAGGAUUAAUACCAAAAUCUUUAGAAUCAUUUGUUCAAAAUCAUGGAUGUUGUUCACGGACCUCAAUAAUUUCAGAGUGAAAUCUCAGUAAUAUUUAUUCUUUAAGUCAUCCCUUUUGAUAUACUUGUCAUUUGCAGACCUUCCAAUAAGAUCUAUUAACCAUGCAUCAUGUUCAUUUCAGAUUUUGCA